This is a messenger RNA of Rubroshorea leprosula, 321 nucleotides long. NCBI's taxonomy places the organism in Eukaryota, Viridiplantae, Streptophyta, Magnoliopsida, Malvales, Dipterocarpaceae. The record is from the annotation of a GenBank genome assembly.
ACCAUGAGUAAUGAUACUAAUGAAACUGCCUUCUGGUUAUUUCUUCUAAGGUCCCAUGGAACAGAAUCGCUCUAGAGGCAGUCCAAGGGAAGAAUUACUGGACAUAAUAUCCUCUUGGGAAGAAGCUGGGAACUGGUGGAUUUCGGCAGGUCUUUGAAGGCAAUUUAGAUGGCAAGGUAGUUGCAAUUAACAAAGACAAGUAUUCACAGAAAAAUAUCAAAGUGUAAAGUGUUAACAUCUAUUAAAUGCAAUUUAAACAAUGAUUAACUUAUUUAUUUAAUCUUUGCAGAGAGAUAAGCGGUCCUGAAUCCCAAUGUCAGC